Messenger RNA from Oncorhynchus keta (chum salmon), 3580 nucleotides. RefSeq names its product SIX homeobox 9 (gene six9). The transcript is spliced from 3 exons. Gene Ontology annotation, biological process: regulation of transcription by RNA polymerase II. The record is from RefSeq and is a predicted model, not a curated record. The coding region runs from base 170 to 895 and encodes 241 amino acids. Gene Ontology annotation, molecular function: RNA polymerase II cis-regulatory region sequence-specific DNA binding; DNA-binding transcription factor activity, RNA polymerase II-specific. NCBI's taxonomy places the organism in Eukaryota, Metazoa, Chordata, Actinopteri, Salmoniformes, Salmonidae. Gene Ontology annotation, cellular component: nucleus; transcription regulator complex.
AUAUAUAUACACAUUCAUACAGACUUAUUCACCCGACAGCAGCUAACAUUCUCUACAGGCUCUCAAGCUAUCGCUAAAACACUUCCCUUCAGAGAGUUGUGAAAGGCCACAGAGGUAGGCCAACUAACCUUUUGACCUCUCGUCGUGCGUGGGCUCCAUCUCCGUGGCAAUGGUCUUCUCGGCAGAACAAGUGGCGUGUGUGUGCGAGGUCCUUCUGCAGAGCGGGCGCAUGGAGAGCUUGACUGGCUUCCUCCGCACUCUUCCCCCCUCUUCCUCCUCUUGCCUGGGGGGUCUGGAGAGCGUCCUGAAGGCACGGGCUGCCGUGGCCUUCCAUCUGAGGCGCUUCUCGGACCUCUACGCCCUCCUGGAGGGCUUCCCCUUCUCCAAUCGCAGCCACCCCCUGCUGCAGCAGCUCUGGCUGAGGGCACACUACCUGGAGGCCGAGUGCCAGAGAGGGCGUCCCCUUGGGGCUGUGGGGAAGUACCGCGUACGCCGUAAGUUUCCCCUGCCAAGAACCAUCUGGGAUGGAGAGGAGACCAGCUACUGCUUCAAGGAGAAAUCCCGGAGUGUGCUGCGCGAGUGGUAUUACCAUAAACCGUACCCCUCACCACGUGAGAAACGAGCGCUUGCAGCCGCCACCGGUCUCACCACCACCCAGGUGAGCAACUGGUUCAAGAACAGACGGCAACGGGACCGAGCAGCUCACGGUACUACCGGGGAACAGGAAGCUUGUGGACCACUUAUUGGCUCCAACAGAAACCCAGGAGCAGCAUACCCGUCCUCUGACAAUGACCUUUCAUCUCCAGGCACCCCCAGUCCCCCCUUCUCCUGCCCCCAACCCCCACCUCCUGAGCCAUAUGGGUGGGGGACAACUCUGAAUCUCUCCACUACCUGAGCCAUUAUGUAUAGUAUGUUCACUUCAGAGGCAAUACUAUUCAGUUGUCUAGCCAGAAAUGUGAGAGAACUAUCUUUUUUUAGUAACACCCUGUAUCCAAAAUGGUUAAGUGUUUUAAAUCUGAAAAAAAAAUCAAAUGCAAUUUAAUAGAAAAGUUGUCACCUAAUCAUUGACACAAUGUUUAAAACGCAGCACUCUGGCAAGAUGUGCUGAAUGAUACCGAUGAAAAUACCACUUCCGUAGCUAAAACCAAGACAUGCCUGACACCUCUUGGGGAGAAGUAAUGCAUACGGAAGAUAUCCAGUGACAGUACAACCCAAGGCAUUGACAACCAUUUUAAUGUCGCCCAUUGUUACGUUUCUUCAAGUUUUCAGUCACUGCCAUGCUCUGUGAAUAUAACCUUCGAUGUCAUCUGUGAGCUUACUGCACGAAACCAAGUCUCAAAUAUGACAUUCACAGAAAUCAAUUGUUGGCAAAAAAAAAUCACAACUGAUGAUCAUGAUUAUAUAGCAUUAAAAAAAAAGGUUUCAGUCAGUGUGGUCUUUAUCCUUAAGAACAUCAAUGAGAAUAUAAUUCAGAGAAAGGCAUCUUCCAGUUUUCUUUCCCAUUGAAUGUGUACCAUCAAGUGUUUUCUGUCAUCCAAGUUGCCAACAUCUAGCAAUGUAACUUGAUGGUAGUUCUGCUCUCAGAUCAACGUGUCUACGAGUCUGUUGGUUUCAGUGGAUGGAACAUCCAUCUGCCCCUAGUCUUUUGCAAUGUCAGGGCAAAACUGUCCCCAAUCCCAUCUGUGUAUUUCCUACACUGGUUAAAAGGUUUCUAGGUCAUCUAUUGGUUCUGAUUUAUGGUUAGAAGCCCAGGUACUCAGCCAGAACCUUGGUGUAUGUUCUCCUCAGUGUCAUCCAGUGUGUAACAGAACAGGGGGAAAGGGGGUGGCAAUGACGUGAAGCACAUGAACACCUGAGUUGGUGUGAAAGAAAAAAAUGCAUGCAGGAUUGAAAGUAUUUCAUAAGACAAAAUUCCAUCAGCUGAGGCGACGCAGUGUUAGUGUGUCUGUAUGUAUAUGAGCACACCCUCUCACCUUAAUGCAGGAAGGGGAUGUAAUUGAUUGUCACCACAGCCGGCAGUAGGUUGGUGUGUGUGUGUGUGGAGCCAGGUGGGUGGGGUGUGUGUGCCACGCCCUCUGCCAGGUAUCUCGGUCUGUAGAGAGUCUGGCUGUCCACUCCUCAAAUUAAUCCUCUCUGUCAAAAACCACUAGUUGGAGGGUUACAGCAGAUGCCUGCAGAGAGAGAGGGAAGGGGGAGGUGGUCGUGUUUAAUAGCAGAAGAUGGGAAAGAGAGAGGGGUGAAUUCUCUGCUCUGUGCCAACUGGUAACCAAGUCGAGGCCAAGGCAACAUUUCAUUACAUCUCAAUUCUCAUUUCCCAGCAACAACGUCACUCCUGCAGUUGAUUUGUCUUUUUGUGUGAGGCUGCAAUGAUGUCGCAGUUUGGCUGUGUGACUACCAAGAUCUGUCUCCGGGGGAGGGGAGGGGGGCACUGCUAAACAGAGGAUUCUGCGGCUAAAAACAGGGCUGCUCUCUGCAAGGCUACAGUCAGCACCUUAUACUCUACACUGCAGAGAGAGAGAGGGGACAGAGAGCAGGGAGAGAAACCCAGCUACUCAGCAUCUCUGUUCUUUCCAUUGCAGUCUUUAUUCUGUGUUUCUGAGUAAACUGCCUGAAAUCAGACACUGAUGUAAGGUUAUGACCACAAUGUUAGGGCUCGUUGUGUAACUGAAUUUUGUUUGCUGCCAACUUGGGAUGGGUGUGCUUUGAACAUUUGACCGUUUCUCAUAAUCUCCUUUACUGACUAAACUGAUAAAUAGAUAUCAAAUGCGGUCCCUGGAAAUAAAUUGAUAGACAUAAUAGAACACCCGCUGAUUGAGAGCAGGGACACGGGGGUCCAGGGGCAGGACUUUGGAGUCAUAGUGGCAGGUCAGUAGCAGCAUGCGAGAGGCCCCGGGGUCAAGGGUCGCGAUGAUGUUAGAGAAGGUGACCUGUCCCCGAGGCGUUGGCGACAGGAAAGAGUCGAGUUCUACUGUCCAGCUUUAUUGGGAGUUGAACAUUUAUUGAUAUCAUGACUGUCGAUGGUUAGCCUACUCUUCCUUAUCUAAAAUAUUUUGCUCUCAAAUAUAUUUAAAUAUAUUUAUGCAGUAACUGCCAUGGUUUGUAAUUUCUGUAGCCUCUCACUCAACUGAAAACAUCUAAUCCACUGAUAACACAACUUGCUUUUUUGGAUCCAAGUUUUCGUUGAGGCAAGGGUUUAUUUUAAAGGCGCUGUCCCUGCCUGACAGACCUUACAAUGCCGAUACGUUAAAUACCUAUCAGCUAACUACUGACCAAAAAUAUAAACGCAACAUCUAAAGUGCUGACCCCAUGUUUCAUAUGCUGAAAUAAAAUAUCCCAGACAUUUUCCAUAACCACAAAAAAGAUUAUUUCUCUCAAAUGUUCAGAUUUGUUUACGUCACUGUUAGUAAGCAUUUCUCCUUCGCAAACAUAAUCCAUCAGCCUGACAGGUGUGGCAUAUCAAGAAGCUGAUUAAAACAGCUAGAUCAAUACACAGGUGCACCUUGUGCUGAUGUUAUGGUAUGGGCAGGCAUUAGCUAUGGACAAUGGACACAACUGCAUUUUAUUGAUGGCAAUUUGAAUG